CCGAUUCCUCAUGAGUCUAUUUCUCUAACAGUGUAGUAACUAUCGACAGUUGCCCGCGACCAGAACGAAAUGUUUUUAUCAGCAUUUCAAUGGUAACAGUUUGCCGAACCCCUCCACGCUUUGAAAGGCAGAGCCCGUAUCGUGAUUUGCACUGCGUCUUGUCACGAUUGGUUAGAUGGGACUCCACUGAGUUCAACUUUGUACGAAUGUAUCAGCCGAGAGGACCCGGGCAACUCCUAUAUAGGAGUGUCGCAAAAAUCUUCCAAAAUGAGCCUGAAAUAUGCAAACUUUCGGGCCUCCAGUAUGCAAAGUGCCACCCUUCCCAGUUCCGUGCCGCUGUCACGACCAAGCCCAGCAUGCUUCUGCAUCGCUAUUUCAAAGACAACGACGACCCCCGUAAUGUGGAGUGCCGAGUAUGCCACCUCCUCACUGGACAUGGCCACAUCGGCAGCUACUAUCACCGCUUUGUACCUGAGGAGUCUACCUCCUGCCGAUGCCAACAUCCUGGCAUCCAAACCCGCGACCACCUUCUUCUCGGCUGCCCGUCUUAUGUGCACGCUCGACGGCACCUUUUUCGCCCCAACAAAGACCCGCGCAUCCCGGACUUGUUUCGAUUCAAAGAUGCUUGGUCCACUCUGGCCGCUUUUCUUCGGGACAGCGAUGCCUGGACCAAGGCAUCUGUACUUUACGAUCCUGGUUAGGUUCUGACUCGGACGUGAUCUGUUCACACCUUUAUAUAUGCUCCUACCUAGGUAGUCCUACGUCAAACUUGUACCUAGACACACCCCCGACCGCCUUCGGCGGUAUAUAAAUUGUAUCAAAAAAAAAAAAAAAGUAUGCAAAGUGCGACAAGACCCGUGACUAUGUGACGUUCUGUAAUGAUAUGUCACGUCC
This is a messenger RNA of Laetiporus sulphureus 93-53, 894 nucleotides long. RefSeq lists its product as uncharacterized. The coding region runs from base 90 to 701 and encodes 203 amino acids. NCBI's taxonomy places the organism in Eukaryota, Fungi, Basidiomycota, Agaricomycetes, Polyporales, Laetiporaceae. The transcript has a single exon. The record is from RefSeq and is a predicted model, not a curated record.